This is a messenger RNA of Sceloporus undulatus (fence lizard), 4648 nucleotides long. It is a transcript of the gene PLA2R1, whose product is annotated as phospholipase A2 receptor 1. Gene Ontology annotation, molecular function: signaling receptor activity. The record is from RefSeq and is a predicted model, not a curated record. Lineage: Eukaryota; Metazoa; Chordata; Lepidosauria; Squamata; Phrynosomatidae. The coding region runs from base 161 to 4546 and encodes 1461 amino acids. The transcript has 30 exons. Gene Ontology annotation, cellular component: plasma membrane; signaling receptor complex.
GAGAGGAGGGUCUUCUCUUGGCCAAAGUUCCCUUCUCUCCAGAAAGAGCUGCUCCUGCAUUGUCUCCCUGGCAGGGGGAUGUGGUUCUCCUGCCAACUCUACAGGGAAGGGUGUUGUUGUUGUUGUCUUUUGCUCAGGGGAGAGCUGAACCUCUGAGGAGAUGGUUCCUGUGAAAUGCUUCCAGCUCCUCGCUUGCUCCCUGCUGCUCCUAACUUGCUCCAACUUGGCUGAAGAGGAGCUUCUGGCUUGGACGGCGGACCUCUGGAAAAAGGGGAUCUUUAUUAUCCAAAAUGACUACUUCAACAUGUGUGUUAAAGCUGAAACAUCCAAGCUCAUCCUUGAAGAUUGCAGUCAGUUUUCCAAAUACAUGUUGUGGAAAUGGGGUUCUACACAGCACCUUUUCAACAUUGGGAGAAGCACUUGCCUGGGCCUCAACAUCAGUAACCAGGAGCAGCCACUGAUCAUGUCUGAAUGCAAUUCAGCUCACCAUCUGCUAUGGAACUGCCAAGGGAAGGGAUUGGUGGGUGCCUCAAAGUAUAAAUUAGCAGUUGAAAGUGGCAAAUUUAUUGUGGCAAAAAGAAUUUCCAACGAUGGGUGGAAGCAAUUCAUGUCACCUGAUGCAAAUCUUUGUGAAAAUGCAUUUAAAGAAACAUACACCCAGUUGGGAAAUUCCUUUGGUUUGCCCUGUGUCUUUCCAUUUAAAUACAACAACAAAUGGCACUAUGAAUGUAUCAGAGAUGCUAGAGAAAAUGGAUAUCCGUGGUGUGCCACAACAAGUCAGUAUGAACAAGAUGAAAAAUGGGGACUUUGCCCAAGUUCAGAGUCUGGCUGUGACAUUCUUUGGAAGAUAAAUGCAGACACUCACAUUUGUUACCAAUUCAAUCUCCUUUCUGUUCUCUCCUGGAAUGAGGCACAUGUUGCAUGUCAGGGGCAAGGAGCAGAUUUGCUAAGCAUCACAGAUAUGGCAGAACAGAAAUAUAUUUUUGAUCUAAUUGAACACAUGAGUACAAAAGAAGUCCUAUUGUGGACAGGCUUAAACCAGCUUGAUGAAACUGCUGGCUGGCUGUGGUCAGAUGGAGCACCCUUGGCAUUGGUGAACUGGAGAUCAGAUCCCACUGACAGGUCUCUAGGGCAACAUCAUUGUAAAGCAUUAAAUUCAAAAUUGCAAGACUGGCAAAGUUACCCGUGUGAAUCUGGAUUGCCAUACAUAUGCAAAAAACAUUUAAAUGCUACAAAGCAUGAAGGAUUUGAUUCAUGGAAAUUUUAUCCUACUGACUGCAAUUAUAAUUGGUAUCCAUAUAAUCGUUAUUGCUAUAAACUUCAUAAAGAAGAAAAGAACUGGGAUGAAGCUUUACUCUCCUGCCAGGAUUAUAAUAGCACUCUCAUUAGCAUAACCUCUAUAGCUGAUACAGAGAUGUUCAUUAACUUCCUUGAAUAUGAAAACGUAACAGAAACGUGGAUCGGUCUGAAGAGUACCAAGAGCCCAGUUGAAUUUGAAUGGUCUGAUGGAUCUUCAGUCACCUUCACUUACUGGCACAAACAAGAGCCAAACAUUGAUAAGAGAAAAAGCCAAUUUUGUGUUUCAGCUCAGAGUGAAGGACGCUGGAAGGUUAAGAAUUGCAAAGACAAGUACUUUUAUAUUUGUGAAAGACCAGGAACUGCUGGAAAUCUCAUUUCUGAAUUGGAAUCCAGCUGUCCAGAGGGAUGGGAGAGACAUGGUCGAUAUUGUUACAAAGUGGAUAUAACUCCUCGAAGUUUUAGUCAUUCUUCCGGUGGCUAUUACUGCCCCUCACUUGCAACAAUAACAAACAGGUUUGAACAAGGAUUUGUCAACAGCAUGAUUCACAACUUGGUGAAAACAAAUAACACUUAUAUGUGGAUAGCACUGCAAGAUCAGAACAAUACAGGAGAAUACACUUGGCUAACAGGAGAAGGAGAUCUUCCUCUGAAGAGCUAUACAAACUGGAAAAAGUAUGAACCUAGAUAUCCUGGAGGAUGUGUUGUUAUACAGCAGGAGGAACCCAUUGGCUUUUGGGAAGUGAAAAACUGCACAAGUUUCAAGGCCAUGUCAUUGUGUAAGCAAGAGACAAAAUUCUAUGAAGAAAAAGAUCCUUAUGAAGAACCUCAUUUUGCAAAGACCUAUGAUUCUUGUAUGUUUGGAUGGGAGUCUAGCCAUAAUCUGCUCAACUGCUACAAGGUAUUUCACAGUGAAAAGGUACUAAUGAAAAGAUCUUGGGCUGAGGCAGAAGGUUUGUGUCAAGAUUUUGGAGCAAAUCUUGCCAGUUUUACACUUGCCUCUGAAGAGGAUUUCCUGAUCAAACUUUUGAACACAAUGUUUCAUAUUGGUGAAGGAAGACAGUUUUGGAUUGGACUUAACAAAAGGAACCCAUUGUCUGGAGGAUCCUGGGGCUGGUCAGAUGGAACUCCUGUUGCAUCUGCCUUUUUAGAGAAGCUUUAUAUUGAAGAUAAUAUGAGGAACUGUGCUGCAUAUCAAAUUAAUGGAACAGUCUUACCAUUGCAUUGCAGUUCAGAGCGUGAAUGGAUAUGCAAAAUACGAAAAGGAAUGAAAACGAAGAUUCCACAAUGGUAUAUUAAUGAGCCAUCGUGGUUUUACUUUCAAGGAGCAGAAUACCUUUUUUAUGACAGUGCCUCAGAGUGGGCCACUUUUCAGUUUGUUUGUGGCUGGCUCCAUGGUGAUAUAGCAACAAUACAUUCCUCUGAAGAACAGAAAUUUAUUCAAAACAGAAUAAAAAAGGUUUCAAAAAUGAAUAAAAAUUGGUGGAUUGCAUUGCAUUCAAAAAUACCAAGCAGAGGGUUUCGGUGGACAGAUGGCUCACCACUAUUAUACCAGAACUGGGGACAAAGUGGAAAGAGUCUUGUGUAUGCUGGGGGAGAAAAAUGUGGUUAUAUUUCUUCCCAAACAGGACUUUGGAGUUUUGCAAAUUGUACUAUAUCGCUGCCUUGUAUUUGCAAACGUAAAAAGAUUUUGACUGUUGAGAGAGAAGUGCCAAAACAACAGACUCCUCAGGGAACAUGUCCAAAAGGGUGGCUCUAUUUUGGAUUUAAGAUUCCAAAGGAUCCAAGUCAUCUGAAAAGUUGGUAUUCUGCCCAAACAUUCUGUAAUCACUAUGAGGCCUCACUUGCUUCAAUUGAAAGUGAAGUUGAACAAGCUUUCAUCACAAUGAACCUGUUUGGGCAUAAAUCUAACGUCUGGAUUGGUCUUCAGAGCAGUGAUUAUGCAAAAUGGGUUAAUGGACAGGAAGUGGAAUAUUCCAACUGGUCUCCAGUAGGAGUAAUGCAGAAUCACUAUGAUAACAGCUCUGAUAUUCAGGAAGAAGCUCCACUAUGUACUUUGAUAUUAAAUAAUCCUAGUUUCAAUUCAAUGGGUAAAUGGGACCUAGAAAAUUGCAAAAAAACCAAUGGGUUUGUCUGCCAGAAAGCUCAAGAUACAUCUAGAUAUACAUUAGACCCUUCAGUCAUGUACCCAAUACCAAAUACUUUGGAAUAUGCAAACAGAACAUAUAUUUUAAUCAAUGGCAAUAUGACUUGGUAUAUGGCUUUAAAAACAUGCAAAGAAAAUGGUGCUGAUUUGGUCAGCAUUGCAGACCACUAUCACCAGGCCUUCCUCACCAUAAUUAUAAAUCGACUGGGCUACAGUCACUGGAUUGGAUUGUUCAUUUCUGAUAAUGGACUUAGCACUGAAUGGUCAGAUGGUACCAAGCCUUAUUUUACCUUCUGGGCAGAUGUGGAACCCCAGACUCCAGGAAGCUGCAUUUACAUAGAUGUUAAUGGACGCUGGAGAAGUACUGGUUGUGAGAGACUCUUGAAUGGAGCAGUUUGUCACAUUUCAGCCAAGAGGAACUUAACAGCAAAUAAGGGUUGGUGUGAUGAAAAGACUGUCCCUUGGAUAAAAUUUGAAAAUAGUUGCUACAGCUUUUCCACAGUUUUUGAGAAUUUGAACUUUGAUGAAGCAUUUGAAUUUUGCAAAAAGCAAGGUUCUCAUCUUCUAACUAUUAAAGAUGAAGAUGAAAAUACCUUUGUUCUGGAAGAACUGUAUCUUUUGAGAUCUUUGGUUCAAAUGAUUUGGCUGAAUAUCCAGUUUCUCACUGAUAACAGUACAAUAGUCUGGUUGGAUGGUUCUCCAGUUCAUUAUUCAAACUGGGGCAUGAAUGAACCUCUGCUGGGCCAGACAAAAGGAAAUUCAUGCACUGCCCUGAGAGCCACAGAUGGAGUCUGGCAAGUAUCAUCCUGCCAAGAAAGAAAAGGAUUUGUAUGUAAAACCCACACAGAUUUUCAUGAGAUUACAAUACAAUCUGUGAAAGUCUCAUCUCGUAGAAUUGUAAUCCUGAUAGUAUUAUCGGUUUUGGUGAUUCUUGCCGCCAUUGCUGUAUCUGCACAUCUGUGUAGCUUGCACAAUUCCAGCCAUCACUUUGGAAGAGUAUGGCAGUUCAAAAAUGACCGUCCUGCAGAGAGAAACUUUCAACCUGCUGCCGUUGAAGAAAAUGUCCUCAUUUUUGAUCUGAAGAGGAAUGAUGACCUUCAGUGAUACAUUUAUGAGAAUCAAGAGAAAAAUUUCAAUACAUGUUAUGCUGUGUCUUUUUUAAAAAAACAAAAUAAAGGCUCUUCAGCCUCUUCAGAUAAACAUCAU